This is a messenger RNA of Cyphellophora europaea CBS 101466, 942 nucleotides long. RefSeq lists its product as uncharacterized. NCBI's taxonomy places the organism in Eukaryota, Fungi, Ascomycota, Eurotiomycetes, Chaetothyriales, Cyphellophoraceae. The transcript has a single exon. The coding region runs from base 1 to 942 and encodes 313 amino acids. The record is from RefSeq and is a predicted model, not a curated record.
AUGUCCAACCCAACCGUCCAACUCACCUUCACGCUGCGCACCUCUCCCAAUGUCCGCACCGUGCACCUGCUGGGAUCCUGGGACGGCUACAAAUCGCAACUGCCCCUCUCGGCCGUCAAGGACGCCUCGGCGAAACCGGGCUCCUGGAAGGGGACCUUCCGCUUCCAGGGUUCGCACGCACUCAAACUCGGCUCCCGCUACUGGUACUACUACAUCGUCGACGGCUACCACGUCUCGCACGACCCGGCCAAAGAAUACACGACCGAGAAGACCACGGGCCGCAAGCUGAACAUCCUCGACGUGCCCGGCGGCGGCAAAUCUUCCUCGGGCGGUGACAAACCAUCACGGCCCAGCGUCCAGACGCAUGAUUUACCCUCGGGCAAUCGCCACAGCCGCGAGGUGCCCCACGGGCGCGGCCUGUCGCCCAGCAAGAUCGUGCACCCCAAGCCCAGCAAGCCGUACGAAUCGCGCCACCUGCGCGAGGCCGACUACGACCGAUCGCCCGUCGACGAGAUCGAGGAACGCUUCGCGGCCACGCGCAUCUCGGACCGCCACGGCACGGGCGGCGGCCGCCAUGAUACCAAGUACUCGUCCAGCCCGUCGGAGUUGUCGGAGGACAGCUCGUCGAGCGGCGGCGCGUUCUCGCGCAGCAGUCCCAGCAGCUUGAGCAGUUUGAGUGAUCGCAGUUGCCGGUGCGAGCGGUACGGGGUCACGCGGAGUGGGCAGCGGGUCAAGCUUGACUGUGGGGGGAAGAAGUGCGGGUACUCGGGGAGUAGUAGUGAGUGCUCGAGUGAGAGUAGUGACAGCGAGGAGGAGAGGAGACAGGCGCUUAAGGAGAGGGAGAGGGACGCGGCGACGAGGAGGAAGGCGGAGGGAGGGGGUGCAGGGAGGCAUGCUAGUGUGGCGGAGCCGAGGUAUGUGGAGAGGAGGCCAAGGAGAUGA